AUGCUUGGCCCAGUUGUUGUGGUUGUUGUUGCCUUCCUGUUCCUCAGAGUGGGCGGCGGCCUUCGGGGAUUCCGACCAACACAAUGCAACUUGAUUUACAAAAACGCUUGCCAUCAAUACCGGGAAGUGGGAAAUCAUGACAUUAUCUGCCGCAAAAGUGUGCAACAUAAGUUUUGUCAACAAACUUGUAAUAGCGGCAGUUGUCGUUUGCAUUGUCAUGCUCCAAACUCGUGCAUUCAGCGGUGUGUGGCUGGCCGUUGCAACAACAUCUUUUGCAAAUCCAAAGAUUGUAGACAAGAUUGCACAAGAGGAAGCUGUCAGUUGAUGGAUUGCGGCGGAGAAACCUGUAGACAAAAGUGUUAUAUAGGUGGUUGUAACAUGCGCUGCUCAAAAGAAGCCAAAAACUGCAUACAGAAGUGCCAAUCGGGCAAAUGCACCAUGCGUUGCCCCCACGGCGUAAAGUCAUGCGAGCAGACUUGUGAUGGUGGAAAAUGCAACAUGAUUUGUAAUGCAGAGAAGUGCAUACGAUCUUGUAAAGGAGGAAAAUGUACUUAUAGUGCGAAAUUUACCCGAGGUUUAGAGGCAGUACCUAGUGCAGCACGACACAUCUACUGCAACGACGCUCUUGAGGAAAGUACUUGUAGGCAGACCUGCUCUGAGGGAAAUUGCGACAUGAAAUAUAAAUACAGCCAUCACAGCUCAUUACUCCAGGUGUGUGCUGGGGGAAGUUGCCAUUUCGACUGCAAAGCUCCACGUAAAUGCACCCAGGUUUGCAUUGGAGGAAAAUGUAUGAAAUAUGUAUGCAACUCAAAAGUAUGCGUUCAGGAGUGUGUCGCUGGGAGAUGCACGAUGGAAUGCGAAGCAGAGACUUGUCUUCAGACAUGUAGAGGUGGCGACUGCAAGAUGAGUUGCAUGUCAAAUGUAAAGCAAUGUUUCCAGUGGUGUCCUGGUGGCAACUGUAUUCUUGGAUGCGAGGCAGAACAUUGCAAGCGUUAUUGCCAGUCUGGAAGCUGUGUUACUCCUGCCCAAGCUCCCAAACUCCAGGCAAUCACAAGGAGGGUUCGAUGUGCAAUGCUAACUCGUGAAUGUCAUCAGCAGUGUCCACAGAAGCGAAGUUGUACGUUUCUUGGAUGGUUGCAUUAUGGCAUUUUUCGAUCAAUCAAUCAAAUCUGCAAUGAAGGAGACUGCCGCAGAAUGGAGUGUCGGGCAUCCAACGAAUGCACGCAAACAUGCAACGAUGGAGCCUGCCACUCAAUGUCCUGCACCUCGAGUAUGUGCUCACAAGACUGUAUCGGUGCUAACUGCAAUAUGGAGUGCAAUUCUGAACAUUGCACCCAGAUUUGUCGCGGGGGAGGAUGCCAAAUGAAAUGCACCGAGACAGUUAAAACAUGCAAACAGUCUUGCAAUCCUCAGAAUUUGAACUGCCAGUCUAUCUGUCUCGCAAAAACUUGCGCGGUAACUCUCUUGUAAGAAAAAUAGUCAUUCGUUUUAAGUAUUGCACUUCUUCGAUAAUUUUACGCAUGCGUUUGUGGGUGUUUUGCGGCAUGUAUGGCUGUACUGUUUAUUUGGUUAAAUGAGUUAAGGAAGGGAGAAAAAAAAACCGGAAAGCUCGAUAGUAAACACUUUAAAGAGGUAUUUUACUGACCAAAGUGUUGUAAAGCGCAUUAAACACGAAGGCACGCUAUAAAGGAGCCUUAGGUCCCACUGGACCAU
This is a messenger RNA of Stylophora pistillata, 1713 nucleotides long. RefSeq lists its product as uncharacterized. The record is from RefSeq and is a predicted model, not a curated record. NCBI's taxonomy places the organism in Eukaryota, Metazoa, Cnidaria, Anthozoa, Scleractinia, Pocilloporidae.